AUGACUUCAGAAAAGGAGUGGUUUGAGGGUCUAGAAGAGCUGAACGAACCUGUUUACGUGGAGCUUGCUGACGGUAGCAACCUGUUGAGCUCGAUGGCGGGAACAAUCCGAGCAACGGCACCCAAUGGAACAACAGUGCGCUACACGGACGUGCUCUACGUACCCGGCUUGAAGUCCAACCUGCUCUCCUAUUGCCAACUGUACAAGAAGGGAGCUCGCAUUCACACACGUGAGGAUGGACACACGGAGAUCACAAUGGCGGAUGGAGAUGAGCAUGUUCUUAUUGGAGUUGGAAUGAUCAUGCAUGGGGUGCUAAUGGUGCAAUAUGAGCCUGCACUUGCAUCCGCCCAUGAAUCUGGUCAUGAUCAUCCGAAUGAAGCAUCGAAUGAGACUGAUCCUGGAGGGUUGAAUGUGCAAUCUGCUCAUGCAUCCAUCACAUAUCGCAUGGCCCACAAGCGCUUGGGUCACCCAUCAUACACAUCCAUGGACGCAACAUUCCGCAAUGGAGAUGUUGAAGGACUCUCCAUAUCCGACAAGACAAACCCACUCAAACCCCCGUGUGACUCAUGUCUUCGAGGGAAGAUGAGUAAGGCCCCAUUUCCCACAGGUGGCGACAAACGCACAACUCGACCCUUGGAGCUCGUGCAUAGCGACAUUAUGGACUUGAGUGACGCUCACCCCUCACUUCGCUAUGUGCUGACGCUCAAGGACGACUACACCAACUACCUGUGGGUGGCGUCGUUGACUCGCCGAUCCGACAUGGCAGCUGUUUUCUCUGCUUGGCAUCGCGAGAUGAAGGCCAAGUUGCCCACAACGCCGCUGGCUGCUUUACGCACGGACAACGGGGGGGAGUACACCGCAAAUGCUUUCACGGAUUACCUGAGCUCUCAUGGCAUCAGCCACCAAACGUCGCUACCACACACACCGCAGUAG
Messenger RNA from Closterium sp. Yama58-4, 933 nucleotides. The record is from the annotation of a GenBank genome assembly. Lineage: Eukaryota; Viridiplantae; Streptophyta; Zygnematophyceae; Desmidiales; Closteriaceae.